UGGGGCUCCUCCAAUUGCGGUCAUGGUAGAUGCUCCGGAUGGAGCUCCGCCAACAGCAGUCAUGGUGGAAGCUCCUGAUGGCGCUCCUCCAACGGCAGUCAUUGUUGAUCCUCCUCCCAUUGGGGCUCCACCGACAGCUGUCAUUGUUGAUGCUCCACGAGGUGCUCCUCCGAUAGCGGUCAUGGUUGAAGCUCCCGAUGGCGCUCCACCAACUGCAGUCAUUGUGCUUGAUCCUCCAACAGGGGCUCCACCAACAGCCGUCAUGGUUGAUGCUCCGCGUGGGGCUCCUCCGACGGCAGUCAUAGUCGAAGACCCUCCAGCUGGUGCCGCUGGUGCUAAAAAUCUUGAAAUAAGAUUGUUCCCUCUGAAAUUCAAACUCACGUGUAGCAAAGUAUCCUGCAUCAUUUGAAGCAGCUGGUGGUGCUCCACCGCCACCUCCACCUCCAACUGGGCCUCCUCCGACACCAAAGUAAGCCGAUUGAGAUCCACUGGCAGCGCCUCCGGCUCCAGCUCCCAAGUAACACGACACUCCAGGUGGUGGUGCACCACCUCCUCCAGCUGACUUGUUGCCACCGCCUCCUCCAGCAGGUCCUCCUCCGACUCCGAAAUAUGCUGAUUGAGCUCCAGCAUUACCUCCGCCAGCGACUCCGAAAUAAGCAGACGUCAUUCGAUUUUGUGGUGUUCGAAUAUGAUAUGAGGAGAUUUAGUGAAAACUUCAUGCUUAUAUAGCACUAAUACGUCCUCUGACACCAUGAACCAGUGACCACCUUUUCACGGUAAAAAGUCAUUUGAUGAAAAACAUUGGUGUUUCCUGAAACAUUUUGUUUUUUUUUCACGCCCAAGGUCAUUUGGUGAAACGUGAUGAAACAUUAUAUUUUGAAAAAAAAAAACAAUUUUAUUACUUCAUUAUACUUGCCUCGAAGUUACUCGGACUUCUCAUCUUCAUCGCUUUUUAAUCAACAUCAUCAUGUUUGGACGUUUGAAGCAGAAAGUUAAGGAAAAGACUGGACGUGCCAAGGCGACAACUCUUCCCGCAGAAGUGGACGAUGCGAUGGGCUACUUCAAAAAUCUGACGCCACGUGUCAAGGACCUUCACAAGAGCAUGACAAACUUGGAAGAUAUUAGCAAGUGGCAGAAGAAGGCCAGUUUCUCUGGCACCCUUGAGAAUUACUCGCGUCUCGGUGACAAGAUCAAUGUGAAACCAUUUAUGGAUGCUGUUGAUGCUAGAAUGGGUGCCGAAGCUGAUGCCGUGAAAGGGGUCCUCGCGAUUUGUGAAAAAUACAAGUCAUUCUACCAAAACGAGGGAAAACUUCACGCGGACAGUAUCGCCAAUUUGAAUAGGACUCGGCUCGACAUGGACAGUGCGGCGGAUAAAUAUGCGAACAACGAGACUGAAGUUAACAAGACUCGUUUGGAUAACAGUACCACGGAAUUUGAAGUGGCUUGUGAGAGAAUGCGAGAACUGGCGAACGGAAUCAAGACAAUUGAAUCGAACCAUUCUUCCUGGCAAGACGGUCUUAUGAAGGAGAUUAAAGUGGCGUUGCGUAAAUAAAGAAAGGAUCCUCUUUGAAAAUAAAGAUUUUCUACAUUCACUUA
Caenorhabditis elegans is the source of this 1596-nucleotide messenger RNA. RefSeq names its product BAR domain-containing protein (gene T28H11.7). The transcript is spliced from 4 exons. The record is from RefSeq and is marked reviewed. Bases 968 to 1552 code for a protein of 194 amino acids. Lineage: Eukaryota; Metazoa; Nematoda; Chromadorea; Rhabditida; Rhabditidae.